Molecule: messenger RNA, 4514 nt
Organism: Nematostella vectensis (starlet sea anemone)
Lineage: Eukaryota; Metazoa; Cnidaria; Anthozoa; Actiniaria; Edwardsiidae
Product: ankyrin repeat and SAM domain-containing protein 3
Exons: 2
Coding region: 541-2283 (580 amino acids)
Molecular function (GO): protein binding
Source: RefSeq, a predicted model, not a curated record
CUAUCCCACAAUUCCCCAGGUGACCAAGGAAUCCAAGAUGGCGGCCUCCGCACGCUAAACCACAAAAAUUGUUUUGAAAAAUUCUGCGAGUUAAAAGGUGCCCGCUUUUCAGGAAAUACCCCACAGGCGCUGUCACAUUGCUUUUUGUCGUCCGUUUUGUUUGAAUUAGAACCACAGACAAAGUACAGAAUCGUUGGGAAAAGUAGUAUUCGUGUUUUCUUGAAUGUGUUUUCGACGUUCGAUUUUCAAUUCAUUCAAAGUGUUUGCUUACUCAUACCGAGGGGUGCAAGUCUCUCUGCCCAGGGAGCCAUCUUUGGCGAGUUGCCAUGCUAAACGGUCUGCGAUUUGCCGGAAAGUUCUCUGAUCUUGCGAAAUCUGAUGACAUGCGUACAACUAGAAGGUGAAUUCCGAUACGAAAUUUAGCCCACGCAAAGGGAGCGCGCACGCUGUUACUUUUACUUAAAGAUUUCCUGUUCACCACACUACGAAGACUUCAAGAUUUCACCUCGUUCCUUUCCCCGGAAUUGAAAUUUUUAAGUAAUGAUGGCUGCGCCGGAAAGUUUAUUAGAAUUGAGUCAUAAUUUCAGUGCAGACCUGAAGGCACCGUGGCUAGAAGAUGAUGAAAUUGUACCCAUGGAUAUCUAUACAGCCUGUUCUAUAGGACAGUAUGAUCUAGUACAGAGCUUCAUCAAAUCAAACAGUGCUAGCAUCAAUGAUCUCAACACAGGCGGAUGGACGCCCUUGAUGUAUGCUGCAUAUGUUGGCCAUGAUAGUGUGGUGAACUUGUUGUUGGAGUGCGGAACCAUUGUUGUGGAUACCAGGACUUCUAUCAGACAAUCCACAGCACUUAUGUUAGCAGCCAGCUGUGGUAACGAGCCGGUGGUUUACUUUUUGAUACAAAACAGAGCGGAUAUCAAUGCUAUGGAUGUCCAUGGUGACACUGCGCUGUUUUAUGCGGCCCACCAGGGGCAUCAGAAUGUCGUCAAGAUGUUGAUUGAUAAUGGGGCGGAUAUGGAGAAAAGUGAAAACAAACAUGGUUUAACACCUCUCCUGGAUACUGCCAAAGAAGGACAUGAAGGGAUAUUCAACCUGCUUCUGCACUCAGGAGCUAACCCAAAAGCCAAGACUAUCCACGGGGAAGACGCUAGGCAGAUAGCCCUGCGUUAUGGCCACAUGCCGAUAGUUAACCUGAUUGAUAUGCAGUCACACAAGCAUUCUCAUCAGACCUUACUCCGUAGCGAGCCUGGACUAGGUAACGACUUGAUGCUUUACCCAGAUAUCGCAGGCAGCCCAGACACCAAGGUCAACAACUGGUUAGGCCAGUACAAAGUUUCCAAAUCACCAAAGAUUCAAGAUGGCCCUGAAUUGUUUGCAGUGCUAAAGAAGCAGCAAACAGUAUUCCAUCCGAAGAGAGAAAUGCCCAAUAGCAGCCCAGUGUCCAGUCAUCAGGGCAUGACCCUCAAUCCAAAGAGAGAAACACCCAAUAGCAGCCCAGUGUCCAGUCAUCAGGGCAUGACCCACCCACGCACCAUCCCAAGCCCCGCCCAAGUCGGCACACACUUGGGCAGCUUUGAAGACUACUUUUUUGCAAAUAGUGGAGGGACUGUUAAGAGUAGAAGUUUGGGAAGAAGAUUUGAAGAACUUGCUCUGAAUGGGGAUGGUACGCAGAGGGAUGGGUCACGCUCCUCCACGCCUGAGUUCCCUCUUGUUUCUUCAUUUCUUCAAGACCUUAAGCUCGCUAAGUACAUACCCAUCUUUGAAGAACAGGAAAUAGAUUUUGAGACCUUGUUGACUUUGACUGAUGCAGAUUUAAAAGAAAUUGGGGUCACCCUAUUUGGUCCUAGACGGAAAAUAGUAGUAGGAAUAGGGAACUGGAAGGAUCAGAAUCCACCUAGGGCUAUAAGCAUGAGAUUGGAGGUAGAGAUUAAUGAAUUGCGGAUGUCGCUACAGACUGCUCUUCUUCAGCUGCAGCAGGCACAAGCUCAAUACAUGCAGGAGCGAGAGCUACGUACAGUCUACGAGGGUUACCUAGUCGAAGAGCAGACCCGAUUCCAGAAAAUCCAUAAUGAUGUUAAAAUGAAGUUAACGCAGGCUCAAUCCGCCCUAGGUAGUAUAAUUAAAACAUCCCAAGAAAAAGAAUCUCGAAGUACAAUGGUCCAGGAAUUGCAAUCAUUACAGGAAACUAUUCAGUCCUUACUGGAUAGGUUUUCUUCAGCUGAGUUUAAGUCGAAGUCUGAGACUAAGUCCUCAGUGGGACCUUCUGCUAAUGCAACCCACGCCUGAUGGUGGCCAGGAAAAGCUAUUUAUUGUAGACACAGUUGUACCUUUAUUUAAGUGCCUGGCAAGAGGGACAGGAAUUUAAGAGUGUCAUGAGCUGGCGGUGUACAGGCAGAGAUGGGCAGGAAGUAAUGAGUGACAUGAGCUGGCGGUGUACAGGCAGAGAUGGGCAGGAAGUAAUGAGUGACAUGAGCUGGCGGUGUACAGGCAGAGAUGGGCAGGAAGUAAUGAGUGACAUGAGCUGGUGGUGUACAGGCAGAGAUGGGCAGGAAGUAAUGAGUGACAUGAGCUGGCGGUGUACAGUACAGGUAGAGAUGGGCAGGAAAUAAUGAGUGACAUGAGCUGGCAGUGUACAGGCAGAGAUGGGCAGGAAGUAAUGAGUGACAUGAGCUGGCGGUGUACAGGUAGAGAUGGCAGGAAGUAGUGAGUGACACGAGCUGGCGGUGUACAGGUAGAGAUGGCAGGAAGUAAUGAGUGACAUGAGCUGGCGGUGUACAGGUAGAGAUGGCAGGAAGUAAUGAGUGACACGAGCUGGCGGUGUACAGGCAGAGAUGGGCAGGAAGUAAUGAGUGACAUGAGCUGGCGGUGUACAGGCAGAGAUGGGCAGGAAGUAAUGAGUGACAUGAGCUGGCGGUGUACAGGCAGAGAUGGGCAGGAAAUAAUGAGUGACAUGAGCUUGCGGUGUACAGGCGGAGAUGGGCAGGAAGUAAUGAAUGACAUGAGCUGGCGGUGUACAGGCAGAGAUGGGCAGGAAGUAAUAAGUGACAUGAGCUGGCGGUGUACAGGCAGAGAUGGGAAGGACAAGCUGUCAUAUAAGGAAAGAUGUUUACCCUCUCUACCCCCCCUUUCCCAAAACAAGGAAGGAAUGGCAAUAGUCCAGUGUUGAAUUCCACUCUUCCUGCUAAUCACAGAUACGAAUGGCGCAGAAACACAGUGCAAGCCUCAGUUGUUUUGGGCGAACAGUUCACAAACAGAUUUUUGUAUCAUUUUAGUCUAAGCUGCAGUAGAUGUAUACUUGUUUGUGCAUAAAGUUUGCCUCUGAGGCUCCCACUUUAUUUAAAGUUUGCCUCUGAGGCUCCCACUUUAUUUAAAGUUUGCCUCUGAGGCUCCCACUUUAUUUAAAGUUUGCCUCUGAGGCUCCCACUUUAUUUAAAGUUUGCCUCUGAGGCUCCCACUUUAUUUAAAGUUUGCCUCUGAGGCUCCCACUUUAUUUAAAGUUUGCCUCUGAGGCUCCCACUUUAUUUAAAGUUUGCCUCUGAGGCUCCCACUUUAUUUAAAGUUUGCCUCUGAGGCUCCCACUUUAUUUAAAGUUUGCCUCUGAGGCUCCCACUUUAUUUAAAGUUUGCCUCUGAGGCUCCCACUUUAUUUAAAGUUUGCCUCUGAGGCUCCCACUUUAUUUAAAGUUUGCCUCUGAGGCUCCCACUUUAUUUAAAGUUUGCCUCUGAGGCUCCCACUUUAUUUAAAGUUUGCCUCUGAGGCUCCCACUUUAUUUAAAGUUUGCCUCUGAGGCUCCCACUUUAUUUAAAUUUCCUUAGUCCGUCUGUAUAGUGGGCGUAGUAGAAUUCAAAACUGGGCUAUUGUCUGAUUGAAAUAGCCCUGAUAAACCUCAAAUUUUUUGCUUGAUAUUGCAAAACAAACUAUUUUAGGAAAUCUUGAAAUAUCCAUCUAAAAACAAAGUGUUUUAUAUAAUUCAAUUAAAAAUAUGACGACAGUUCCCCCCAAACAGCUGAUGGGAGUUGAUGCUUGAACUUACUGUAGCAUUUUGCAAGGAUGAUUUGUUGCUGGCUGUUGGAGACACAGGACUUUUACUGUGGUAUUCUUUUUAUAGGGUAUUUGCUUAAAAACUUGCCAUUUUGAUAGGGCCAUCAUUAUUGAGAAAAGCUGGUAAAUAGCGUUAAAUCCUUAUAUAUUGAUUAAUUAAUAAAUUAUUGUUUGUAUUCAUCACAGGUGGCACUCUUAAUAAUGGUGUUGUUGUGAUUCCCUCCCUGCAUUGGUUUGCUACUACUUGCUUUACAACAGAGUUAUAACCGAUGUGUAGUUUGCUUGCUGUAAAGCAAGUGAUUGCAAGCCUGUGAGAUAAAGGAACACAUUUAUGUAUUUAUAUAUUUGAAAAGAGCAGUUAUAUUUUGUAGUACUUGUUGGUCCCAUUUAGUAAAGAGUGUUCAGUUCUCAGAAAUAUGAAGUAAGCAGCGAAAUAAAAAAAGAUUACUAAAAUAAAAUACAUAGAAUUUGCUGGC